Messenger RNA from Athalia rosae (coleseed sawfly), 911 nucleotides. RefSeq lists its product as uncharacterized. NCBI's taxonomy places the organism in Eukaryota, Metazoa, Arthropoda, Insecta, Hymenoptera, Athaliidae. The coding region runs from base 249 to 833 and encodes 194 amino acids. The record is from RefSeq and is a predicted model, not a curated record. The transcript is spliced from 5 exons.
UAUUUCACUUGUUUCGCUUUCAAUGGAUGUUCCGGUACUUGAAACCGAACAUCUAAGUUUUGUUAGAAAUCGUCACAGAUGCCUUCUAUGUCAGUUCCAAUUGAAAGAUUUGAUUAAACCCGAUACAUUGAUUAGGUUUGUAGAACAUAUCCGAAAAAAUUUAAUGACGCACUAGUACCGUUAUCAGAUAAGUGAUGAUAAUUAUUGAACAGUACCAGUAUAUCGCGGUUUAAUGUAGCGAGUGCACCAUGAAGCGAUUUUACUUUUUGGUUGUAUUAUUCCAAGGUUUAACUAACCACUUAGCAGUAUUUUACCUUCAUUUUCAAGUGUGUAAAAAUACAUCAACUAUGACGAAAAUCGAUUCACCAUACUGUCUACAUUUCACUUGGCUGGGACCAUUAUAUGACAGCAUGAGCACUGUCAAUAUUUCUUGUGAUGAUUAUGGUGGUACACCCUGUAUCGAACCAUUUAUCAUAACGACUGAUGGCAGUGAACCGAAUAUAACAUACAUAUGGGACAACUACAAUCAUUCGGUAAUUGGAUGUCCAUUGAGAUCUGGCUUUACUUGUAUAAAAUAUACGUACAUGUUUGAUAAUGUAGUGGUCAAUGCUUCAUACUUUUGUGGAAGAAUGAUAGAAGAUUCAACGUCUGCAUUGACAUCAGGAUGUUUUACAGAAAUGUCGAACGGUUACACAACAACGGCUUGUGCCUGCCAGACGAAUUCUGGAGAAACACCAUGUAAUGAAUCAACAAGAAAUAUUGCUUCUCUCUUGACUCAAUAUAUUCUAAUUCUGUUGUUGCUUAUUGAUCUUGGUUAUAUCCUGAAGAGAUGAUUCUCUGAUAUAAAUCGACGGAAGAAAUAUGAAUUUCAAUAUAAUAAUUCCCACUGCCAUGUGGCCGCUGAAAUACAA